GUCGGUGCCCAUCUUGGAUCAUCAGUGGUGCUCCAGCCUUCCUCGAGUGCAAUAGUCAACCCAAAUCGCACAAGACAAAAUGAAGGUCAUCGUGCUGAUGUGUUUGGUGGGCGUGGCCCUCUGUGCCCCGCAGCAAUUCCAGAAACAAGAAGAAAUUGACACCCCCGAGCCAUACGAGUUCAGCCUCAACGUUGCUGACGACGAGUUCACCAACUACCAGUCCCGCCAGGAGAGCCAGGACGCCAACGGCGUGGUACAGGGCGUCUACUCCUUCGUGGCCCCCAACGGCAUCCGCUACACCACCUCCUACACCGCCGACCCCAUCAACGGCUUCCAGGCCAACACCGUGGAGGAGCAGACCAACAUCCAGGUGGUGAUCCCAGUCCACCCACCACCUAAGCCCUAAGCAAGACUUCAGAAGAUGGAACCUCUCUACCUACCACCCAACCCCCCGCUGCCAGCACCAACAACCACAGUCUACUGACCUUCACGACAUGGAAGUCAACAGCUCCUCAUGCCGAGCCUCUAUACCCUUGUCUUUCCUCAAUCUCUUUGUUUUUAACCUACGUGGUGAUGUAGCCUGUAUGGAAAUAUUUUGAAGAGCGAUGUCUUGGUAGCUCUACAUUUCACACUACUUCUCACACAGUCUUACUCUACGAAACUCUCCAGAAACAUUCAUUUCAUCUCCAUUACAAAUGGUUUCUUUACAUUUAGUUUCUCUCUUCCUCGUAGUAGCUCCAAGCAUGCAGGGUUAUCAACAGAUUUUGGACAAUAAUUUAGGCUAGUUUGGAUAAGGAAGUCACCAGUCCUAUUCAGUCCUGCCUGAUGUAAAUAUUGUAUAUAAAUAUGACGUCAUGAAUGAAUAAGCUCUACAUUCACUGUUGAGUUCUAUAAAUUCACUGAUUACCGAUUAUUUGCAUUGUUUGAGGAGGACUGGUUUUGUUAAGUUAAAAACUCAAUUAUUCCUACGAUCGUUAAAUAUAUCUAAGUCAUACCUUGUUACAUAGUUCUUAUUGAUUCUCAACACUUCUCAUCUUCUAUAAAUCUUUAUGCUUAACUAUCAGAGACCUGUCUCUUGUGUACAACUCCAACAGCUUGAUCUUAUAAACUCUUUGCUUAAAGCAACUCUUUCUUUCUAUCAACUGUAUAACUUUCACUCUUGUUAUCUUAUCUACCAUCUUAUUUAUACCUUAAGUUACUUUCCCCGAGUCUGCACCCAACUUUUCCCCUUGACUAUACUCUUCUACGCAGUGUAUGCGAGUGUGUGUGUAUUAUGAGGACGUGUGCGUGCGUGCGUGAGUCCAGGGAAGGCGCAGAAGCUUUAAGCAUGAGCUGGAGCCUGCGCCUUCCACCAGUCACUUGUGUUGUAGUCAGCUUACCUCAGCUUACUGCUCGCCUUGUGAGUUAGUACAAAUAAACUUUGGCUUGCAA
This is a messenger RNA of Procambarus clarkii (red swamp crayfish), 1431 nucleotides long. RefSeq names its product larval cuticle protein A2B. The record is from RefSeq and is a predicted model, not a curated record. Gene Ontology annotation, cellular component: extracellular matrix. Lineage: Eukaryota; Metazoa; Arthropoda; Malacostraca; Decapoda; Cambaridae.